Messenger RNA from Ochlerotatus camptorhynchus, 1110 nucleotides. Its product is annotated as fibrinogen C domain-containing protein 1-like. The transcript is spliced from 2 exons. The coding region runs from base 10 to 753 and encodes 247 amino acids. Lineage: Eukaryota; Metazoa; Arthropoda; Insecta; Diptera; Culicidae. The record is from RefSeq and is a predicted model, not a curated record.
CGUAGCGAGAUGAUUUUAACGACACUUUGUUUCUGGCUUUUACUUUCUAAGGCGAGUGCUAUCAUUGCCUGGCAUAAUAUUAACGACACCCAGCUAAACGACGUAGAAAGUGCACCUCAAACCUGUGCAAAUGUUCCAUCGCCCGGCGUUCAUCGUAUUCAACCGGAGUUUGGUUUCAAUGAUGAGUUUCUGGUUUUAUGCGAUCAAGACUACUCUGGAGGAGGCUGGACCGUAAUACAGAACCGAUUCGAUGGAUCGGUCGACUUCUACCGUGGUUGGAAAGAGUACGAGAACGGUUUCGGUGACCUUCGGGGAGAGUUUUGGUUGGGAUUGAAGCGCAUCUAUCAGUUGGUCGCUGCGAGACAGCAUGAGUUGCACAUUUUGAUGCAAGAUGUCGACGGAAAGACAGCUGUUGCUAAAUACAGUAGCUUUUCGAUGACGGGGCCUAUGCUGAAUUACAUGGUGGACAGCUUGGGGACGUACAGUGGAGAUGCUGGUGACUCCUUCAAAAUCGCGGAGCAUCUAUCCUUUUCGACAAUGGAUGCAGAUCAUGAUGGACACGCAACGACCAACUGCGGAUCUCUUUACAAAAGUGGAUGGUGGUUUAAGGCUUGCCAUGAUGGCAAUCUCAACGGUUUAUACAAACCUGGUCCUAGUGAGGAAUCAGGUAUGAUGAUGAGCUGGAGUGCCUUUCGAGGAUUUAAGUAUGGCCUGAAGCGUUCGCGAAUGAUGAUUCGGCCGGUUUAUAAGUGAUAUUCUGAUAUGAAAUGCUUCCUCAGUUGUUAGUUUAGAGUUUUUCAUACCAUUUACAUUACUUAAAAUAUUGUACGGUGAGCACUAUGUUAUGCGUAGCCCAACAGACAGAACUUUCUUCCCGAAUUGAUUUAGGAUCGUGCCUUAUCAAAGAAGAAGAAAUCGGUAAUUUUUGAACUACGGAACUGUUGGGCAAAAGUUUAAAAAUUAGAGAAAAAAUCAAAAAAAUUUAAUCUUUUUCCGAAUUGGAACUGACAUUGUUCAGUUAACCUCAUUUAAUGAUAAAAAUAAAAUUUGUCGAUUUAAUUGAUUUCUUGCGUGUAACAUUAAUUUGAAAUUUUACUGACUUUUUCAGCU